This is a messenger RNA of Panicum virgatum (switchgrass), 1056 nucleotides long. RefSeq names its product NADH-ubiquinone oxidoreductase subunit 8. Lineage: Eukaryota; Viridiplantae; Streptophyta; Magnoliopsida; Poales; Poaceae. Gene Ontology annotation, cellular component: membrane. Gene Ontology annotation, biological process: mitochondrial electron transport, NADH to ubiquinone; mitochondrial respiratory chain complex I assembly. The transcript has 8 exons. The record is from RefSeq and is a predicted model, not a curated record. Gene Ontology annotation, molecular function: 4 iron, 4 sulfur cluster binding; NADH dehydrogenase activity. Bases 146 to 817 code for a protein of 223 amino acids.
AGGCCACGCACCCCGCAGCGCGUCUCUCUCCUCCGCCUCCACCCGGCCAUCUCCGCAGCCACUAACCCGCAACUCAGACCUCCCUCCCUUUCGAUCCGGCCCCCUCGCGCCUCCGCCGCCUCGUCGCCGUCGAGGUCGCUCCACCAUGGCGGCGCUCCUAGCCCGGCAGGCCGCGCAGGCGCUCCGCGCGAAGCAGACGGCGCAGCUCGGCCCGGCCGCGACGGCGAUGCAGGGGCACCUCCGGACCUACAUGAACGCCGGGACGCCCAAGAGGUUCAAAGAGGAUGAGGAGAAAGAACAGCUUGCGAAGGAGAUCGCAAAAGAUUGGAAUGCUGUGUUUGAAAGGAGCAUCAAUACAUUGUUUCUGACUGAAAUGGUCCGUGGUUUGAGUCUGACGUUGAAGUACUUCUUCGAGAGGAAAGUUACUAUUAACUAUCCCUUUGAGAAGGGUCCUCUGAGUCCCCGCUUCCGAGGAGAGCACGCUCUCAGACGUUAUGAAUCUGGGGAAGAGCGUUGCAUUGCUUGUAAACUAUGCGAGGCUAUAUGCCCAGCUCAGGCAAUUACAAUUGAGGCUGAAGAACGUGAAGAUGGCAGUCGCAGAACCACAAGGUAUGAUAUUGACAUGACCAAAUGCAUUUACUGUGGUUUCUGCCAAGAGGCUUGCCCAGUUGAUGCUAUUGUUGAGGGGCCUAACUUUGAGUUUGCUACUGAGACCCACGAGGAACUGCUGUACGACAAGGAGAAACUGCUUGAGAACGGCGACCGCUGGGAGACCGAGAUUGCUGAGAACUUGAGAUCUGAGAGCCUCUAUCGCUGAAUUUUUCUUCCCUUGUGAUCUAUAAAACUGUUGGUUCCACCAUUUCCUUGUUUUGCUGAUCUAGCUGAUAAAUAAGCCAACUAUAACUUGGGUACCAGGUACCAUGUUUCUGUACCUCGACACCGUCUGACUAUUGUUGUAUUCAAAGUGCCAGGGUGAAGGUGCACUGCAUGUUCUUGUUACAAUUGAUUUCAACCGUCGUCUGGCAAUACCAUAUUUUUGAACAACUGAACAGAACA